Messenger RNA from Thunnus maccoyii (southern bluefin tuna), 3086 nucleotides. Its product is annotated as leucine-rich repeat-containing protein 43-like. Bases 90 to 1931 code for a protein of 613 amino acids. Gene Ontology annotation, molecular function: protein binding. The record is from RefSeq and is a predicted model, not a curated record. The transcript is spliced from 12 exons. Lineage: Eukaryota; Metazoa; Chordata; Actinopteri; Scombriformes; Scombridae.
ACAAACACCCGGGGCCUUUUCCCCUGCAAGACUGACCAAAGACAAACUGACCAUACAUGCUUUAGAUACAAUAGCUAUUGUUGACAGACAUGAGCUCAAACACACUUUCUGCUGUGUUAGAAAAGCAGAUUCGCCGUCUAUGUCUGAAUGACUUUCCUUGUGGAUAUGGCAGCUGGAGAAAGAGUAAAGACAGUACAGAGGGAGCAGAGACAGAGGACACAGGCGUCCUGCUGGAUCUGCUGAGUUGCCCUCACUCUCCGUGGUGGCACGAUGAGUCAUGGAGCCCACAAGCUGCGGCCCUGAGACGGCUGGCUGUGUUCACACCUGAGUCUCUGCACGGUGACUUCGUUUACAAUUACUUCAGCACACUACGCAUCGUGGACAAGGGCGUAUCAGUCAUCGACAACGGCCUGUUAAAGUUUUCAAAGCUGGAGGAGUUGGUACUGAGCGCCAACAAAAUCUCUGACGUCCCUGCAGAUAACCUCCCCAAAACUUUGAGGAUUUUGGAACUACGUGCCAACCAGCUGGUUGCACUCAACAGUCUAACCAAGCGCCCGUCUCCUCGACUGCAGUACCUCGGCCUCGGCUCAACUAGUGUAGGUUCCCAUGAAGACGUCACUCAUCUUACAGGAAGCCACUGGCCGCAGCUGGUGUGUCUGGACCUUAGUGACUGUGAGUUUCAGGCCCAGCAGGCCCUGCUGAAUGCCUUGAGUACGCUCCCCUGCCUCAGGACGCUGGUGCUGGAGGGAAACCCCCUCACUCUUGCGCCCUCCUACCCGGGUUUCACUGUGGACAGUCUCCCACAGCUCUCUUGCCUGGACGCCUCAUGGAUCUCCCCUGAGGAAAGACAUCGUUUUAGAGGCUUGGCCAAGAUGAGUGAUCUGAUAGUGGACUGGGCAUCAGCCACAGUGAGCGUAGGCAGGAUGAGAGGAAUCCCAGACCCGCUGAUGAGUGUGGAUGAAAACGCUCCUGACUUCCCUGUCAUCACCUACAGCUAUUUUAUCACAUAUGUGUUCUUAAGUCAUCAAACACCUGUUAACCAGAAAGUCAACAGUGAGUCUAAAUUAGACACAACAGCCGGAGGAGACGUGUCCAGUGAUGCUGAGCUGCAGUCAAACAAGAACAGCGAAAGAGAAACAUCCAAAUCAGAAAUUCGAGACUUGAUGGUGAACACUGAGGAAACCCACCAGGAUACUGCACACGAGUCAAGACACAGCACAUCAAAGCUGCCGUGGUCAGAGUGCAUGGACUUCAGUGACACACAAACAUACAUCGUUAGCGAUCUGGGGAGCUUUAAGAAAUUCCUCAAUCAAGGACUUUGUCUUAGGAUAGAAGUGGAAAAGGUCCUGUCAUGGCCUGCGGCUUCUGAAGACGCCCCGGUGGCCAAACCGAGCCAAAAUGCCAAAGAGAAAAAAGGAGGGAAGGGGAAAGAAUCUCCAGUCAAAUCUGGCUCCAACAAAGACAAAUCAAAGGACAAAAAGAAGAAAUCUGUAACAGAGCUGGUCCACGACGCCCCCGUCAGGAGAAUCCUCGGCUCUGUCCACGUCCCCCUGCAAAGCCUCGUCAAAGGGGGUCAAAAGGUGGACGUCCUCUGUGACCUCGGUACCCUGCACACGGAGCCUGAGGUGGAAGCUAUGCAAACACUUGAAAAGACAAUCAAAGAGGACAAGAAGAAGGAGGAAAAGGAAUCAAAGCGGAGAGGAGGCAGCGGGACUGGACAGAAGAGCACAGCAGCUUCAAAAGGCAAAGGAAAAGGAAGAAAGGAACGCGAGGUGGACGUCCACACAGACAACCCCAUGUCCAUCCCAGUGGAACCAGUGACUCUGGAGUUGAGUGUGGAGCUGGAGAAAUGGCGGUCCGCAUCAGAAGCCACAAAGCUCUCACACCAAACCUCCAGGAAAAAAAACCCCACUGAAUCUGUUUUAUCUUAAAGCAACAUGACCAGCGAAGCCGGGCUCAUGUAUUUUCAGUUUGACCCUCUGUAAAUUCUGGCUGGGUAAGGUUAUAGGCUUCAUUUCAGCUCCAGUUUAACCAGUGUCCUCCCCUGCAUUCCUUCAUUAUCCUAAAUUUAUCAUAGUUUUACAUGGCCUGCAGUUAUAAUACAGUUAUCAAUCUAUAGUAUCUGCACAGUAUUCCAGCCAACAUGUGCUUCUAAAUGCACUGGGAAGUUUAAACAGUGUGGAAGAGACAAUUUUAGCCUCAAAGUAAAAAUGGCGUUCACACUAUCUGCUGUCACUUUACCUGUGACGUAAAUAUGAUUAGAGAUAAAACUUGGGGAAAGUUAAGCCGACAACCGGAUGUGUUUCCACCACAUGGAGGCAAUUAGUCACCUGUACAAAGCAAGCAGCACAGUCCGACCAGUAAAGGACUUCAAACUCAAAUUGUCUUGCUAAAAAUCAUCACCUCAGUUGUUAAAACGUCAUGCUGCAUGUAACACAUGUAAAUUAAUGUUCCGCACAUACUUAUGAUACAGAAAUAAAUAUAUUGACAGGGAUUAACCCAACUGAAAAUGACGCCAUUGCAAGGAGAGGAGUCUGCUAAACUUGUUGCUGUGGUUAGUACUUCAUACUUUGUCAUAUCUGUGCUGAUCUGUGGCAACAAAUGUCAGGUUUCUAUUUACCUCGUCGUCUUCAUUGUGAAUUAAUGUGAUCUGUGCUUGACGUCUUGGAAAUUAUAAUGAAUGAAUAGGGAACAUGAAUAAAUCCCAGAUCCAGAAGCCCUGAAAGCACCAGGUUCAAUCUGUGUUAACUGGAUUGUGGUAGAAAUUUAAUUGCCAAUUUGUUUUGAAAUUUGCAACAUUGAAGUCCAACAUCACCUAAAAUGUUUUAGGGUUUAAGGUUCUAUUUAUCUCAUCUGGAGGCCUUGUUUUAGAGCGGUCCCCUAAAACUAUAAAGACUUCCAUUAUUUUAUGUUGCAUGUUCUCGAUAACUCUGUGUUUAUUUGAUCAAACCAUAAACUGACUGACACACAUCAAACCUGGGAGCAGGCAGUAGCAGUACUGGGAGUACUGGUUAGUUGGUUUCUGGGAGUCUGGGAAAAAUAUUACAUGUAGACUGUUGUGUAUCACUCUUGAUGGUACAUGAAGG